UGUCCAAAAUAUUUAUUCGAAUCUAAAACCAAAAAAAAUUCAAGGAGCUAGAAAUUGAGAGCAAGUCGAGAAGUAGAUUUGUUUUUGACUCUACACAGUGAUUCUCAUUUUUAUACAGUAAUUACUGUCGGCGAUUCAGGCGACUUCAAUAUAUAGAUACAAUUUCUCUUUCAUUUCAGUUACAUAUUACCAUAUUUGGCACUGGUGAUGAAGCUGUUCAAAAUCUCUUGAAGGGUAGCUGGACUUGGAAAGUGUCAGAAGUUUCUUUACUGUUUUGAUUUUUUUUUGUCAGGUUCAUCUUUUCUGCAUCUCAUUGUGGCCACCGACCUUGCCUGCGGGCAAAGUUUGUACUUGAUGGGCUGUUGGCAUGCAUGUUUCAUCUGAUCUUUGUGGCAUUGGGGUUAUUCCCAAUCCAGUCAACUUAAAUGGAGAGGAACCUGAACAAUAUUGCAAUGGAAAAUUCAGAAGUAAACAAACCAUUUCAAUAUGGUUCCAGGGAACCUGGACACGAGGGAACCUCUCCUGCACCCCAAGCAUUCAUGUUAGACCCUGCAAGCAUCAGAAAUGCUAAUAUGAGAAUUCCUGACCUAAAUGUCUCAGAGGUAAAACCUGUAAACUUCUCUAUACAGACUGGUGAGGAGUUUGCUCUUGAAUUUAUGCGUGACCGAGUUAAUCAUAAGAAGCCUAUCAUCCCAAACACAGUGGGUGAUCCCAAUUAUGCAACAGGUUAUUUGGAACUAAAGGGCAUUCUAGGCAUUAGCCAUACAGGGUCUGAGAGUGGGUCAGAUAUAUCAAUGCUAACCAUAGUAGAGAAAGGUCAAAAAGACUUUGAAAGAACAAACUCCUCCUUUCAUGAGGAGAGAGGCAACUAUGAGUCCAUUCAGUCAGUACCACAAAGUUCAGCAGGUUAUGGAAGUCGAGGACCUCCAGUUGGUUAUACCUCAUCUGGAACUUCUGACAGCUUGUCACAGAAGAUGAAAGUUCUCUGCAGUUUUGGUGGUAAAAUUCUACCCCGCCCUAGUGAUGGAAAGCUAAGGUAUGUUGGAGGUGAUACACGCAUUAUACGUAUAACAAGGGACAUUUCGUGGAUGGAGCUUAAGCAGAAAACUUUGGCAAUUUAUGACCAAGCUCAUGCAAUCAAAUAUCAGCUUCCUGGAGAGGAUCUUGAUUCUCUGGUUUCUGUUUCGUGUGAUGAGGAUUUGCUGAAUAUGAUGGAGGAAUGGAAUGAGGUCGAAGAUAGGGGAGGAUCACAAAAACUUAGAAUGUUCAUAUUCUCUAUGAGUGAUUUAGAUGAUGCUCAAUUUGGCCUGAGCAGUGUGGAGGCUGAUUCUGAAAUUCAGUAUGUUGUUGCUGUCAAUGGCAUGGACAUAGGAUCCAGGAGAAACUCGAUGCUGCAUGGUUUGGCAAGCUCAUCAGGAAAUAAUUUAGACGAGUUAGAUAGACUAAACCUUGACAAGGAGACAAGUAGAGUGGCUACUGUUUCUGUUGGAGUCAGUACUUUGCCGUCGACUGCUCAACCAGUUAUUCGAAGUUCCUCCAAUGCAUAUGAAACCCACACACCAUAUUAUCAAGGCCAUUUGAUGGAUCAUAGGGAAACUCAGCAGUUCCUGUUACGAAAUCACCACGAUUCUUUUCACCACUCCCCUUUUGAAGAAACUCCCCAUUCAAUUCUAAUGAAUCAACAAGGAGGUUUGAAUGAAGGACAACCAAGUACUAGCUUUCAGGUGCAUAAUUCACAGAUAUUGAAAAAGGAGGAGAAGCCAAAAUUUGAUGCUUCCAUGCAGCAAGAGAUUGACCCUGAAAGAAGUCGUCCGUUGGAAAAAGUUUAUCCUGUGCCAGUUGAUGAAGCAUCACUUGCAGUUGGACUGCAAGGAGAUCUUCAUUCUCUGCCCUCAAAAAAUGAAGGGUGGGAUCAGGAAACUGAAAAGGUCUCUUCUUCUGCUGAUGCUGUUAACUCGUCUCAGGUUCCUAAUUCUAGUGAAGAUGGUCCAUGUUCUGCAUCUGAUGGCACAUAUGGUACAGGCAACGCUGAUCCUGUUUCCAAUUUGAUUGACUUGAGCUACCUUGAACCAUCAGUGCCUCCUCAGAGAGUUUAUUAUUCAGAAAGAAUACCUCGGGAGCAAGCCGAAUUACUGAAUAGGUUAUCGAAGUCUGAUGAUUCACUUGGUCCUCAGUUGCUUAAUUCAAUUGCAGAAUCUACUGAAAAGUUGAGUUCAAGUAAUCUCGCUUCCCAUGCAAAAGACUCCACAUCAACUUCAAAACAAUCAGCAGACACUCGUACCAUCAAUGAUGGACUUGCCCAACUUCAGAAGUUCAAGGAGUUUGCUGAUGCAGUUUCUCUGAUGAAUAAAAAGCCUUCUGAUUCUGAAGAUGUAUUGGAAAGUGGGUUUAAGCAUCCAGUUUCUGGUAAUUUGGCUGAUAAAGAUUCUGUUCACAGGAAUGGUAUUCUUAGGGGUGACUCUGAUACAGAUUAUACCACAGGUAUUAAAGCUGAAUCUGAACAUCCUGCCGGGGGCAAAGUAACUUCUGUGAUGCAUCAGAUGGAUCCUGCAUCUAUUCAUUCAGAGUCAACAAGGGCUGAGAUGACAGGCAAGGAUUUCACUGGUAAUAACAAUCUGGGUCAUUCUUUGCCUUUUUCAGGGAUAGAGAGCUCGGCUAAAGAUAUUUCUCAAGGAAUACCCUCUGUUGGUGUUCCGGCCACAAAGCAGGCAGACAUCACUGUAGAUAUUAAUGACAGAUUUCCUCGUGAUUUUCUUUCCGAAAUAUUCAGUAGUGGGGUAUUUGCUGAGGACCCUGGUGUUAGCACAAUGCAUAAAGAUGGAGUUGGCGUGAGUGUGCACAUGAAAAAUCAUGAGCCCAAGCACUGGUCAUAUUUUCAGAAGUUGGCACAGGAAGGAUUUGUUCAAAGAGAUGUUUCUCUUAUUGAUCAGGAUAGUGUUGGCACUCCAUCUGCACCUGCAAAUGCUGAAGGAGAUCAGAAGUCUUAUCAUUUUGAACCUCUAACUGAUGUAAUGUCAAUAAGCCAUGAGUAUUCCCAACUCAAUUUUGGUGAAGACAAUAAGAAAGAUUUACCAGGAGUGAUAGGAGCUGAUUCUGCCGUUCUUCCAGAUUUUGGCCAUUCACAAGUGAAGGACAGUGAAAGUAUGCAGUUUGGCGCUAUGAUCGAAAACCUAAAAUCACCAGACUCUGUAUAUGAGGGUGCAAAGUUAGAAAAUAGAAAUGUUGGCCUACCUCCUCUUGAUCCAUCUCUGGUAGAUUUUGACAUCAAUACUUUGCAGGUAAUAAAGAAUGAUGAUCUUGAAGAGCUGAGAGAACUGGGUUCUGGUACUUUUGGGACUGUAUAUCAUGGAAAAUGGAGGGGAUCUGAUGUUGCCAUCAAGAGGCUAAAGAAGAUCUGUUUCUCUGGUCGCUCAUCAGAGCAAGAGAGAUUGACAUCAGAGUUCUGGCGGGAAGCUGAAAUCCUUUCAAAGCUUCACCAUCCUAAUGUGGUGGCAUUUUAUGGUGUGGUGCAAGAUGGACCUGGAGGGACAUUAGCGACUGUGGCAGAGUACAUGGUUGAUGGUUCUCUUAGGCAUGUUUUGCUUAAGAAAGAUAGGUAUCUAGAUCGUCGCAAGCGGCUUCUAAUAGCUAUGGAUGCAGCAUUUGGGAUGGAGUAUUUGCACUCAAAGAAUAUCGUGCAUUUUGAUUUGAAAUGUGAUAACUUGCUUGUAAAUUUGAAAGAUCCCCAGCGGCCUAUUUGCAAGGUUGGCGAUUUUGGCCUGUCAAAAAUUAAACGAAAUACCUUGGUUUCUGGAGGUGUGCGGGGAACUCUCCCAUGGAUGGCACCAGAACUGCUAAAUGGUAGCAGCAAUAAGGUGUCAGAGAAGGUUGACGUUUUCUCCUUUGGAAUCGUCUUGUGGGAGAUCCUCACGGGUGAGGAGCCAUAUGCCAACAUGCACUACGGUGCCAUCAUAGGAGGAAUUGUAAAUAACACAUUGAGGCCAACCAUUCCAAGCAAUUGUGAUGCUGAAUGGAAAAUGUUGAUGGAGCAGUGCUGGGCGCCAAAUCCUGCAGCCAGGCCAUCCUUCACUGAAAUUGCUGGUCGAUUACGAGUAAUGUCGAUAGCUGCCGGCCAAACCAAAGGUCACCAUAACAAAACAUCAAAGUAAUUUCAGAAAGAUAUCAAGAACUUAAUUAUUUCGGAUCCUUUUUUUUCCCCUCAAUAUAUUAUAUUUAGGUUUAUAGUUUUCUGAUUUUGUAAUGGGUUCAUGUUAUUAAGGAAAGAAUUAAAAACUUCAUUA
Messenger RNA from Ricinus communis (castor bean), 4280 nucleotides. RefSeq lists its product as uncharacterized. Gene Ontology annotation, biological process: protein phosphorylation; signal transduction. Bases 426 to 4148 code for a protein of 1240 amino acids. Lineage: Eukaryota; Viridiplantae; Streptophyta; Magnoliopsida; Malpighiales; Euphorbiaceae. Gene Ontology annotation, molecular function: protein binding; protein kinase activity; ATP binding. Gene Ontology annotation, cellular component: cytoplasm. The record is from RefSeq and is a predicted model, not a curated record. The transcript is spliced from 9 exons.